UGGUAUCAGCUCUUCAGACUGCAGAACACAGAAGAUGGCCUUCAUUGCAGCUCUGGGGCUCUUGAUGGCUGGGAUCUGCCCUGCUGUCCUCUGCUUCCCAGAUGGCAUAUUGGAAAGGGACACUCUACUCCAUGAAGACCAAGACAAUGGGACACAACUGGACAGUCUCGCAUUGGCAUCCAUCAACACUGACUUUGCCUUCAGCCUCUACAAGAAGCUGGCUUUGCAGGAUCCAGAUAAAAAUGUUGUCUUCUCUCCACUUAGCAUCUCAGCUGCCUUGGCCAUUCUGUCCCUGGGAGCAAAGGGAGACACCCUGCAAGAGAUUCUAGAAGGUCUCAAGUUCAAUCUCACAGAGACCCCUGAGGCAGACAUCCACAAGGGAUUUGGGCACCUCCUACAGAGUCUCAGUCAGCCAGAGGACCAGGUAGAGAUCAGCACAGGCAGUGCCUUGUUUAUUAAAAAGGGCCUAGAGAUCCUGGCAGAAUUCCAAGAGAAGACAAAGGCUCUGUACCAAGCUGAGGCCUUAACAGCCAACUUCCAGCAGCCUCCUGAGGCCACACAGCUCAUCAAUGACUAUGUGAGCAAUCACACCAAGGGGAUAAUCAAGGAACUGGUGUCAGGUCUGGAUGAAUCUGUAGUCAUUGUGCUGGUGAAUUACAUCUACUUUAAAGGCAAAUGGAAGAUGCCCUUUGACCCCAAUGUCACAUUUGAGUCUGAGUUCUACUUGGAUGAGAAGAGAUCUGUGAAGGUGCCCAUGAUGAAAAUUGAGGACCUGACCACACCCUACUUCCGGGAUGAGGAGCUGAAAUGCACUGUGGUGGAGCUGAAGUACGCAGGAAAUGCCAGCGCCCUGUUCAUCCUCCCUGACCAGGGCAAGAUGCAGCAGGUGGAAGCCAGCUUGCAACCAGAGACCCUGAAGAAGUGGAAGGACUCUCUGAGGUCCAGGGAGAUUGAGCUCUACCUGCCCAAGUUCUCCGUCUCCACUGAUUAUAAACUGGAGAAUGUCCUUCCAGAGCUGGGCAUUAAGAAACUCUUCUCCAAAGCAGCAGACCUAUCUGGGAUCACAGAGGCCAAGAAACUGGAGGUGUCUCAGGCAGUCCACAAGGCUGUGCUGGACGUGGCUGAGACAGGCACAGAAGCAGCUGCUGCCACAGAAGUUACUCUUGUCGAUCGUGGCCUCUUACUAGGUAUUGCUGUGAAGUUUGACAGGCCAUUCUUGAUGCUUAUCUCUCACACAGGUGUUCAGACCACCCUCUUUGUGGCCAAAGUCACUAACCCUAAAUGAGCCUAAAGCUCCCCAAGUUCUGAUGAUUGUGCCCAGGACCCUGGCAUAGAGUCUGCAAGAGUAUCUGUGUCCAUCCUGGCAAUCAUGCUUUGAUGGGCUGUUGC
Messenger RNA from Mastomys coucha (southern multimammate mouse), 1389 nucleotides. Its product is annotated as serine protease inhibitor A3C-like. The transcript has 5 exons. The record is from RefSeq and is a predicted model, not a curated record. Lineage: Eukaryota; Metazoa; Chordata; Mammalia; Rodentia; Muridae. Gene Ontology annotation, biological process: negative regulation of endopeptidase activity. Gene Ontology annotation, molecular function: serine-type endopeptidase inhibitor activity. The coding region runs from base 35 to 1285 and encodes 416 amino acids.